This is a messenger RNA of Oncorhynchus keta (chum salmon), 6108 nucleotides long. RefSeq names its product RE1-silencing transcription factor-like. The record is from RefSeq and is a predicted model, not a curated record. Lineage: Eukaryota; Metazoa; Chordata; Actinopteri; Salmoniformes; Salmonidae. The coding region runs from base 263 to 3493 and encodes 1076 amino acids. Gene Ontology annotation, cellular component: nucleus. The transcript has 4 exons. Gene Ontology annotation, biological process: regulation of gene expression.
AUUUGCCGACCUGAUGAUCACUGAAAACAUGAUUUUACAUCGUUUUUCCCUGAAGUUCCCAGAUGUCUUGAAAGCACCAAGAAACACCACAGUAGCUCGCGCUGACGUCAGCCAGCCUUCCCUGCGAACAGACGGAGCCAAGGGUGAUGUGUAGGAAUGUACAGAAACUUCUUCCUUGAACAGUUUGUGUACUAGUACUUCGAUAAUAUUGACCGAAUACCGACAGGGAGUGGACACAUAUAUACGCAACAGCCCUGUCAGCAUGGCUUCUCAGGCGGUGUAUCCAAUGGGAUUGGUCAUGUUCUCCACCUCAGUUGGCAUGUCCAUGGUGGAGGAUGCCCAGGGGUUGGCUGAGCUUCCACACAACGAGAUGCCAGCACCGCAGCUGGUCAUGCUCGCCAACGUAGCCUGUGAAAACCCAGCAGAAGGGAAGGAGAUGAUGGAGCUUCAAACCGUUGGCAGCUACUCCGAUAGUGAAGACGAGAACAUCAUCAGAUACAGUUACGAUAGCCAUGAGAGAGAGAUGUGUAUUGUAGAAUACCCAGAGUCUCCACGGGCUGCCCUUUCCCAGGUCGAGGCGAUAGAUGAGGAGGAAGAAGGGAUUGACCUGUCCAAACCCUCUGACCAGCGCCCUUUUAGCCCUUCCACCCCUACCAUCCCUUCUACACCUCUGGGCAUGAUCGUGGAGUCAGCUAAGAAGAAGAAACCCUUCUUCUGUAAACCCUGCAACUACCAGGCCCAGUGCGAGGAGGAGUUUGUAACCCACAUCCAAAUCCACAGCGCCAAUAGGAUGAUCGCAGUGAAACGCAUGGUGGGGGACAAGGCACGGGAGAAAGAGACGUCGGCGGGACCAGAUCAAGAGGCGCAGAGCGGUGAUGGUGGGGCCAACAACAAAGGGCUGAUCCGCUGUGAGCGCUGCGGCUACAACACCAACCGCUACGACCAUUACAUGGCUCACCUCAAGCACCACGAGAAGGAGGGCGAUGACCAGAGGGUAUACAAAUGCACCAUCUGCACGUAUACCACCGUCAGCCAGUACCACUGGAAAAAGCACCUCAGGAACCAUUUCCCCAGUAAGCUCUUCACCUGCAACCAGUGCAGCUAUUUCUCGGACCGUAAGAACAACUACGUGCAGCAUAUCCGCACUCACACAGGGGAGCGUCCUUUUCGAUGUCCGUACUGUGAGUACUCAAGCUCCCAGAAGACCCAUCUUACCAGGCAUAUGAGAACACACUCGGGUGAAAGGCCUUUCAAAUGUGACCGCUGCAACUACCUGGCUGCCAAUCAGCAUGAGGUGACACGCCAUUCCAGACAGGUUCACAAUGGACCCAAGCCCCUGUGCUGCCCCCACUGCCCAUACAAGACGGCUGACCGCAGCAACUACAAAAAGCAUGUGGAGCUCCACCUCAACCCGCGUCAGUUCCUUUGCCCUGUCUGCAAGUAUGCUGCUUCCAAGAAGUGUAACCUACAAUAUCACAUCAAGUCUAGACACCCUGGCUGCCCACAGAUCGCAAUGGAUGUGUCAAAGGUCAAGCUGCGUGUCAAGAAACCUGAUUCUGAUGAAUUCACAGAUGAGUACACCAUGGUGAAUGGAAUAGCAAAGUUUGAGCUGUCAGCAAUUGAUGGUGAUGAGGGACCAGAGAUCUCUGGAGCUGAUAAACAAUCAAGCCCUAUUAAUCUGUCGACCAAGAGCAGCAAACCUAGCCCUGUUCAAGCAGUAGAAAGCAUGGCAACGGACAAGACCCCCAAUAAAUGUGACAACUCUCCUGUCAAAGAGACCAAGAAGAGCAGCAAACCUAGCCCUGUUCAAGCAGUAGAAGGCAUGGCAACAGACAAGACCCCCAAGAAAUGUGACAACGCUCCUGUCAAAGAGACCAAGAAGAGCAGCAAAACUAGCCCUGUUCAAGCAGUAGAAAGCAUGGCAAAGGACAAGACCCCCAAGAAAUCUGACAUCUCCUCUGUCAAAGAGAUACCUAAAAAGGCAAAGGACAAGGCAGAGAAAAAGGUAACACUGAAACGCAAGAGUACAGAGAUGAACAGUGAGAAUACAAAGCAGAAUGUUACCCUGAAGGAGAGUGGGAAGGAGACAGCAGUUGUGGUUGAAAUAGCAGGCAAUAAAGUUAAGAGAAGUCCCAAAAAACAGAUGACUGGGAAAACAAGUGUUCAGGAUAAGACCGAAAUAAAGGAAAAAGUUCAAAAGGCGGGUUUGGAAGAGGACAGUGUUGAGAAAGACAAAUCAGUCAAGGAGAGGUUAGAGAAAGACAUGCUAGAGAGGGAGAAUAUGGAGAAAGCGAAGGAGGAAAACAAGAGGCUGGAGAAGGAGGAAAACAAGACGCUGGAGGAGGAGAAAAAAGAGCAGCUGAAGACACUGAAGAAGGAGAAAGAAGGAAAAGAGAACAAAAAUGCAAUAAAAUCUCAGAAGAGUACUUCCAGAAAAAUUGAGAAAGUGGUUGAAAAGACUGUUGAAAAAGCUCCCCAAAGUCUGGAAGCACCAGUGAAAAAACAAGGAGAGAAGAGCAAGACAAAGCCAGUGAAGAGAAAAACUACAGAGGCCUUGGACUUAUCAAUGAAAGAAUCUCCUGAUGAGUCCUGCACCAACAUUAAGGCCAAACGGUUGAAAAUCAAGACUGCUGACAAGUUGCAAUCAAAAGCCAGUACCCCCCGAAGCAAAACUACUGAGCCUUGCCCAGCGUCCGAGCAGAAGGACCCAGGAAACCAGAUGAUAUACUCGUCUGUAGUGAAAAAGCUGAAAAAGAGCAACAAGAAAAAAGCCAGCCCUGGAGAGACCGAGGCUUCCAGUGAGAACAAGGUGUGUUCCAUCAUUGAGAACCCCUUCAGCCCCCCUGAAAGCAAAACAUGUCCUGCCACAGAGCUUCAGCCAACAGUUGUACAGGAAGAGCAGCAGGCAUCUGACCAGGAGACUGUCCCUGCUCUGGAUACAUAUACUGGGCAGAGCCCUGCAGAAGAACGGCCCAGUAAUGGGGAAAACAAUCUUGCACUGCAAAAUGUAUCCCCAACCGAGGACACAACCCCACGGGCUGAGCAGGCUGAGGUCGCCGACAAAGCAGAGGAAACUCCUACUCCAGAAGGCUUCAGCAGCGUCGACGAGUCCCCAUCUCCCAUAGAAAGUGACGUCUCUCACGAUUUCAGACGGGCACAGGGAGAACCAUCAACACCAACAACACCCUCCCUGGAGCUCCCUAGGCCAAGACGAAAGCCUACUGAAACCGAGGAGGACGAGGGCAUCCACAGCCAUGACGGAGGAAGUGAGAUCAGUGACAGCGCCUCGGAGGGCAGUGACGAUUCAGGGCUCAACGGGCUGGCGGCAGCCGCUGGUAAACUGGUGAAUGACCCUGAAACUCCCACAGAAGAGAUUCCGACUCCAACUGAACUCAAGAGUCACAUGUGCGUCUUCUGUGACCGUAGCUUCCCCUUGGAGGCGGAAUUCCGUCGACACCUGAAUCGGCACCUGGUGAAUGUGUAUUAUCUUUGACAAUGCUUCCAAACCGGACAAGUGAGUGCCUGCAGAGCAGGGAGCUUUGAUUCCAGCUGUGUAUUUUGCUUGACCCUCUCCCCCUGUUAUAAAACAUAUGUAUCUGUGUCAACAUAUUAACAGUAGAUAUUCAGUUACCUUGCAUUAGUGCUCAAGGUUACUGCUGUAUAAAAUAUGAAUAUUCUAUGGUAUGCCUAAAACUAUCUGACCGUCUUUGUAAUACCAGCUUUAGGCAGACUAGUUCAUUUGAUAAUUGGUGGCUUUCACAUAUUGGUUCCCAGACCAUUUGACUAUAAAUUCUACAGUUCUUGUUUUCAAACAUAAAUCAUAGAGGAUAUGUGAGUUGAUGCCAUGUGAGGUCCAAAAUCUAAUAUUCAUGGUUUGGCAUUUGGCUGAGAAAUUAUGAAAAUAUGGGAUACAAUUUUUUAAAAUUCUAAAUCUCGUAUGGUUAUGCAACUAACUAAAAGCUAACCAAUCUGUAAUAGCAUGGUAUAUACAAGUAACUGCCAAAAUAAAGGCGUUGGGCCACCAAGAGCUGCUGUAACAGCUUCAAUGCGUUUUGGCAUAGAUUCUACAACUGCCUGGAAGUCUAUUGGAGGGAUGGGAUGCCAUUCUUCCAUGAGAAAUUCCAUCAUUUGGUGUUUUUUUGAUGGUGGUGAAAAAUGUACUCUUAGAUAACAUUCCACAAUCUCCCAUAAGUAUUUAUUUGGGUUGAGAUCUGGUGACUGAGACAAAAACACUUUAAACCCCCUAUGCUGCUUUGAUACCCCUCUUUCAAAGUCACUGAGAUCUCUUCUUCUAGCCAUGGUAGCCAAAAUAAGGGGCAACUUGGCAUUUUUAUACAUGACCCUGACCCUAAACAUGAUGGCAUGUGGAUUGCUUAAUUAACUCAGGAAUCACACUUGUGUGGAAGCACCUGCUUUCAAUAUACUUUGUGUCUCUCAUUUACUCUAGUGCUUCCUUUAUUUUGGCAGUUACCUGGAUUUUGCAAAAGUGGUUGAUAUUCAAGAAUACACCUUUUUUUUAGUUCACAAUCCAGUUGCGUUUUCUACAGAAGAAUCCACCAAGAGAUGAGUUGUACCCCUUGUUUUAAUCCAUCAGCCCUGUUGAAGAACAACCGUAAAUCGAUUAUGAAAGGAAGUGUUACACUUUUUCAAUGAAGAACCAAAGAAACCCUAGGGAGACAAGAUUAGAAGGACCCAGGUGGUCCAUGCCAAAUAACCCAGAGAAUAAUGGGGCUCUCACUCCUAUUGUGCGAGUCCACUCCAGUGAAGCGACCUGUCUCUGAAAUGGGGACGAGGACUACAUGUUCAAAGUCCACCAUUUAGGGAGCACUUGACAACUACUUUGAUUUCUUUAUUUUAUUGAUAACAUCAAUAGAUAAAAAUAAAAACAACAACAUUGUAUAUAUCUUAUCAAUCUGUACAAUGGACUAACUAAUCUCUUCAUUACAAAAACUUUCUAGGUGUUAAUUGCCAUGACUCAUGACUCUUAGUCGAAUUGAUGAAAUAUGAAAUGGGGCGAGGUUUCUUUGGGUUCAUCUGGCACAAGUGGUAUAGAAUUGUUUCUUGCGUUAAUGUUUGAAUUAUGUUGUCACUUUUUGUAUAUCCAAUUUCAUUUAGUCAUGCAAAAAGAACAUUCGUACUACUCAUUAACAAAUGCACAACUAAUGUGGGAGGUAGGGUGUUACUGGCCCUUGAAAUUUGUAGGCCUGUAGAACUUAAGAUCAGGAUGAAAAGGAUACGAUGUUGCUAUCACUGAUAGAGAAUGGACCGCUAACAUUGAAAACAAGUUGUGAAAUGGAUGUUUGUGCACACAUCUGAAACUUUUCCAUUAUCAGUUUUGUGUUUGAUUUCAGAAAAUGUCCAAAGAUUUGUUUUAGUUGAGCCUGUGAAGAUACACCAGUAGUUCUACAUUAUUUUUUUUUGCCUUCGACAAUCAUUCUUUUCUGGUUUUGUUUUGAUGUUUUUGCAUAUUAACAGUGUAGCUUUGUUAAUUGAGUCACAUUUUCCUACAGUAAGAUGUCUGAUUUCAAUGAUGUUAUACUGUCUAACUUUAUAACCAUUCCUUGGAAGUUUAGGUGUAACUGCUUGAUUACUCUGCAGAUCGAACCUAUCAACUUGAUUUCUGCAGUUAUCACCCCACUCAUCUGUUUUACAGAAUAGGGCCUCCAAAGCGUAGCCUGUUUGUGCCAUCAGUGAUAUACUUCUUUCAUCUGCAUCUAGUUCUGUGUUCUAUUGAGGUGAUUGGUAGACUUAGCUAAUAAAAAUGCCAUGUAUACUCUUAGUAAAUUCAGUGCAAUAUUGUGUUUUGGGUAUGAUGCCAAAGUGAGAAGGUAUAGAAAUGUAAAGACUUAUGUUUUGAGUUUGACUAUUGGAAGGCAUAGAAUAGUACCAGGGUUCCCUGGAAAACUGGUCGAAUUUAGCCCGAUGCACUCUUAUCUAGACGGUUAGAUUCCGUGUCACUGUAAAUGAUCUAUUUUUUUUGUUCACUUCCUGUAUUGUGCUUUUUAGUUGAUGGGAAAAGUUGUUCCUUCUUUGUAACCAUUUUUCAUUCACAUAAUGUGUAAUCAUAUGUACCGUAAAACUUCAAUUAAAUGCAGUCUCAAAUAGCCA